Messenger RNA from Etheostoma cragini (Arkansas darter), 6561 nucleotides. RefSeq names its product CAP-GLY domain containing linker protein 2 (gene clip2). The transcript has 19 exons. Bases 982 to 4146 code for a protein of 1054 amino acids. The record is from RefSeq and is a predicted model, not a curated record. NCBI's taxonomy places the organism in Eukaryota, Metazoa, Chordata, Actinopteri, Perciformes, Percidae. Gene Ontology annotation, molecular function: microtubule plus-end binding. Gene Ontology annotation, biological process: cytoplasmic microtubule organization. Gene Ontology annotation, cellular component: microtubule plus-end; nucleus; cytoplasm.
UGUGUAAAAUGUUCAUUUUAAUUACUGGCACAACAUGCUUUCCAUUUGAAGAUGCAUUGUCAAAGGCGGAUGAAGAAAACUGGGAGCCUUGUCGUAAAUGUGGUAUAUUACGGCGGAAAACGUUAUUUAGUAGAUUGUAUUGAUGCCGAAAAACAAAUGUAGUACCAACGAUUGGAAAUGACAUUGAGUCAUGCGUUUUGAGUCAUGUAUAUUGAACCUAUAAACACGGGCCAAUUAAAACCCCCCUCCUUUUAAACGGAGAACGUCUCGGAGAUAAGCUAGACUGUAGUUUACACUCAUCUUCCCCCCAGGAGGCUCUACUUCCCAGCCCCUUUGUUCAGUCUAGCCGGUGGGUUGAGUCAGAGGGAGGCUGUGCUAACCCAACAUAUGCAUAUCACUGUGGGAACACCGACAAGAUUGGGAACGGGCCGGGAAAAAAAUAGCUGAUUAUCCGGGAGACCAGACUGAGACUGUUAGCUUGUUUAAUCAGAGCCAGACAAGAGAAAAGUUGAUUUUGAGUGUUGCUGAUGCUGCGUUUCGUUUCGGGAACCGUCAAGACCUGUGUGCCAGUGUUUGGCUACGUGAACAGCGGUACAUGUCGAUUGUCUUCGCUCUUUGGUAGCUGCUUUAGCUAUCUUCCUGAAAAAAUGAACCGGCAGGCUAACUGCUAAACCAUCACCGGUCUAUUGCUGACACCGUGCAGUUGUUGCCAUCAUCCACUGAUCCACGCUGACUCUCCCUUUCAGUUUCUGCUCAGCAUCCAUAUUUGCAUCCCAGGGAGUGGCAACCACUAAUCCCUCUCUUCUGGCAAGAAAAUUAAAGUUGGCCGGUUGUCGGACACCUUUCGGACGCUCCAAUUUUGCAUAGCAACCUAAACAUGGAGAGCGACAGCCACCACUCCCACAUCUAGUGCCUGAUCCACAAGCCUUCGUCACCCGGGAAGGAGCUCUCAGGUUCUGGCUGUCUCCUUGCUUCUGUAGAAUGAAUAUGCUCAAGUCCAGUGGACUGAAAAUCCCUGGCCGGGGGCCCAAGCAUUCCAGCCCAGUGGGAAGGACCUCAGCGGGUGGAACCUCCAGCCCUCUUGUCCCUAAAGACAAUGCUCUACUCAAGCCCACCACACCAACUAAAAUCUCUGAAGAGGGCGACGAGGUUUUGGGGGAUUACACAGUGGGUGAACAGGUCUGGGUCAACGGUGUCAAACUCGGAGUUAUUGCCUACCUAGGGGAGACCCAGUUUGCCCCGGGACAAUGGGCAGGCGUGAUACUGAAUGACCUAGUUGGCAAAAAUGACGGCUCAGUGGGCGGCGUGCGUUACUUUGAAUGCCAGCCCCUCCAGGGCAUCUUCACGCGACCCUCAAAGCUCACCCCACAGCCGGUUGGAGAGGGAAGUGACAGCCACUCCACUGACUCGCUCUCUGCCCAGAAUCUGACUCAGCAGGGCGGCAAUGGCGCCCCCCCUGGCCAGCGGGUAGUGGUGCCCCUGAGAGAAGGCCUGGCCCUGCUCAACAGCGCAGUGAAAACGGGCAACGAGUCGGGGUCCAACAUGUCUGACAGCGGUUCGGUUAAGAAAGGUGGGGAUAAGGAUCUUCGAGUUGGAGAUCGAGUUUUGGUGGGAGGCUCUAAGAUGGGAGUCAUACGCUACAUGGGAGAGACCGACUUCGCCAAGGGGGAAUGGUGUGGGGUCGAGCUGGAUGAGCCCCUGGGGAAGAAUGAUGGUGCAGUGGCUGGUACAAGAUACUUUCAGUGUCUUCACAAGUUUGGCCUGUUUGCUCCGAUCCACAAGGUGAUCCGCAUCGGCUUCCCUUCCACCAGCCCGGCGAAGGCCAAGAAGAGCAAGCGGAUGGCCAUGGGGGUUUCCUCUCUGGCCCACAGCCCCAGCAGCUCCUCCAUCAGUUCAGUCAGCUCGGUGGCCUCCUCCGUGGGUGGACGACCGAGCCGAACUGGGCUGCUGACCGAGACAUCUUCGCGCUACGCCCGUAAGAUCUCGGGCACCACUGCGCUCCAGGAAGCCCUGAAGGAGAAGCAGCAGCACAUCGAGCAGCUGCUGGCCGAGAGGGACCAGGAGCGAGCCGACAUGGCCAAGGCCACCAGCCACAUCUGUGACGUGGAGAAGGAGCUGAGCGUCCUGAAGGUGCAACACAUGCAGUAUGUAACUGAGAAUGAGAGCACCCUCCAGCAAAUCAAAGCCAUGUUGGCCUGCACACAGAAAGAUAAACUGGAACUGUCCAAUCAGCUCGAAGAAGAGAAAAGGAAAGUGGAGGACCUUCAGUUCAGAGUAGAGGAGGAAUCCAUCACCAAGGGAGACCUGGAGACUCAGAGGAAAAUGGAGCGUGCCCACAUUCGUCAGCUUGAGCAGAGCCUGCUCCUCGAAAAGUCGAGAGCAGAGGUGCUUCAGAAAGACUUAGACAAGAGGAGGGGAAGAUGCUCUCAUGUCGCAGUGUCCUUGAGGUUGGGUAAGAGAACCAAGCAAACCACAGUUGAAGAGCAUAGUCGUAUCAUGCUGCUGGAGGAGGAGCUCAGCCUCAGGAGGACUGAGAUGGAGAACCUCCAGGCCAAACUCAGAGGAUCUGAGACAAGCUCGCAACAAACCGCCGACAGCGAAGACGCCCCGGGGUCCGACGCCCAGCCGGAGGCCCUCGCUCUUCGCACGCAGCUGCUGUUGGCGGGCCGCGAGCAUCACAAGGAGAGCAGCGAGCUUAAAGAGAAGUACAAGGCAGCAUUAGCAGCGAGCCAGCAGGAGAUAGACUCGCUGAAGACAGUGGUGGAGGACAAGAGCCAGGAGGUCAGUAGGAUGAAGCAGAAAGUCCAACAGGCCAACAAGGAAAACAUGGAAAUGAUGGACACCUGGAAGGUUAAAUUUGACAGUUUAGUAACUGACCACCAGCGUUCCUUGGAGGAACUGAGGGCCUCAAUGAGUGGUGAUCAUCCUACUCCAGCAGGUACGGAGCAGGACGCCCAGGAGCUGAGAGCCGCUCUGGAGAGCCUGAAGACGGAGCACCAGCUGGAGAUGGAGAAUCUCAAGGCCAAACAUAAGAUCGAAGCCGCCAUUCUGACCAUGGAACGCGAAGACCUCUGCACUCGUCUUCAGGAGGCCAAAGACCAGCUGGCCGAGGGAAGCCAGACGUGGAGGGCCGAGGUACACACCAAAGGCGGCAAGCAGGCCCUAGAGGAGGCUACCGAGAAGUUACAAAAGGCGGAGCAGCGGCUGGCGGAAAUGGAGAAGCUUCAGACGGAGCAGGACAAAAGUACAGAGGAGCUCAGAGAGAGACUGGAGCUGUCAGAGAAGAAGAUGACGGACUAUCAGGCUCUGCAGAAGGCCCAGGCGGAGAGCCAAGAGGAGAUCCAGAAGCUGGAGGAGAAGCUGAGGGUGACGGCGAACCAACUCCAGGCCAUCCAAUCAGAUCGCUACACAUCCCAUGAUGCAAAUGUGAUAGAGGAUAAUGAAAUUUCAGAUGAGAAGAUGAAGCUGAAACAGAAUAUUGAAGAAACAAUGGAGAAGUUGUUGAAAAGGGAAAAAGAGGUCUCAACUCUCACUUCCCAGGUUGAAGUCCUCAAGUCCCAGAUGGGAGCACUAGAGGGCAAAGUUCGAUCAGCAGAAAAGAAAGCCGAAACCCUGGCCAAGGAGAAGAUGCGUGUGGAGGUAGAGCUGGAGUCCAUGACCAAGAAGUCCCACGAUGCCUCGGGACAGCUGGUCAAUAUCAGCCAGGAGUUGCUGAAGAAAGAGAGGAGUCUGAAUGAACUGAGGGUGUUACUCCUGGAAUCACAUCGCCAUUCACGGGACAUGGAGAAAGACCUGAACCGAGAAGUCCACAAGGCUGAAUGGAAGGUCAAGGAGCAGAAACUUCAGGAAGACAUCAAGACCCUGCGUGAAAAGUUGCUUCUACUGGGUCGGGAACACUCUUCACCUGACCACCGGCGGCACUCCAUGCUGGACCCCUCUGUCCUGGACUCAGAGGUGAUCCGGCUCCGCCAACGGCUGCUCAGCACUGAGGACGCCCUGAGGAACGCCAUGGACCACAACCAGCAGGUCGACCAGCUGGUGCAGGCCAUGCGAAGGCAUCCAGAUAAAAGCCCGGUGCAUGGUGCAAAUUCAGCCAAUGGAAUUCAUCAUCAGGAGUCAGGAGGCACUCGAGAUGAACAACACUGAUAUGAGCAGAAGGGAUAAGCCUAAACUGGGACAUGCAGAAGUCCAUCUUAAAGAAAAGCUCAUCCAUCGUUUCUCCUGAUCCUGCGAUGGACGCCUGAAGAUUUCAGUUUGCAGUUAAUACCAAAACAGCGAAUCUCUAUCUUGAGUGAAUUUAUGUGUUGUUGCAGAAAGCACCUAUUAGCCAGUCAUGAAGACCGCUUAAAGUACUAUAAAAUAUAAACAGGAAAUGACACAUGGACAUGAAGAGAUAUCGGUAUAACUCCUGGAACGUACAGUAUGGCAACCUUUGAUGCUUUACAGUAGUUAGAAAAUUCAAUCUACAAGUUGCCGGGAACUGACAAUUCUUAAUUUUUAACCAGAAGGAAAAAAACGGCUGAUUGACAACGAUGUGAAGAACUAAAGAACUGGGUCUCAGUCGCUUUGUUUGUUUAAUUUAUUACUUUUACUUUGCUCCUCAGCCGCUUGGCCAGUGAUACUCAGAGCAACUCAUUACGAUGACUAAUAUUUUUCACAGAGUUUGGCUCAUCUGUCACUUUACUUAAUACCUGAUGAGAGAAUUGGUUGGAAACUCAUUACAGUCUACUCUGUCCAGUGUUUAUGCUCCCACUUAAGUGUACAAUAUGAUCAUAAUUGUUGGUGACGGGUGUUAAUGGAAGUAUUAAAAAGGACCUUUUUAAAGUAAUACUCUACCCCAAAUCUGUCUUUUGAUAAAAAUAAAAAAUAAACACCAAAGGCUUGCAAAGUAGCUGUAAAAAGAUUUGUAUUAUACUUCAUGGUUAUCAGGCUGGUGACAUUUGUGUGACAAUGGAUUCAAAUUUUUUUGUCAACAAAAUCUUCUUAACCACUUUCUACAAAAUAAUCCACUACCAGAGGUUCUAUUAAUGUGUUGAUUCUGUUCCAAACUUUUUCCCGCCAGUACACACCUAAAUACUCUGCUUCUGUCUCAAUCCUAAUGCACCUUUUGAUACUGAAAAGUACUUUUUAAGCAGUCCAAAUUUGUUUUCUGUCCCUUACGAAAAGUUUGCAAAACCCUGUGCUGUCUCAAUAACCUCAAAAGCAAGUUACAGUUCUCUUGAAGUUUCCUGAAUGAAUAUUGUUCAACUCUGUGAAAAUCAUUCCAUGUUUAGAUUUCGGUCUUUUCGUAAGCAAUCAAGCAUAACAUGAUGGAGAAGUUGGAGGCACAACACAAGCAGAGUGAUAUUUCCUCUGGCAUUCUGUGAGAGUGUUAUCAAACUUAUAUUAUGGUCACUUUUCAAGAAAACCUUCUAGGAAAAUCUUAUUUUGUUUCUUUUUAGCUAUCUUAUGGAAAUAGUAUGUUUAACCCUCUAAGUUAACUUAACUAUUAACAUACUCUAAAGCAGCAUUACUGUUGCUACUGUACUUUAUGAUUGCUAUUAUCAGAACCUGUUUUACUAUGUUUGAGGGGUUGGAACCCAACAAAUCACUUUUAUUUCUGUGCCAACAACAUAACCUUAUUAAAGCUGCCACAAGUUCUUGUGAAUCACUAACAACUGCUUAUUAUGGUGUAUUAUAAAUCCUACAUGUGAAUACACUCUGGGAGAGAGUUAUCUGUUGCAGGACUGACAGACAUGAUUUCAACUACCAAUCCUCUCUUCAGGUAUCGGGUAAGGUGGCUAUUGGGCAAUCAAUCAGUCCUUUUUAGUCACUGCACAUCAAUGGACCCCGUGCUAGGAAUUAAUGAAACUGGGAGACCUCCUGAAUUCAGCUCUGAGUUAUGUUACAGUAUAUUUAUGGAAUUAAUAAUACAGUGAAUUAUUACAGACUUUUGUGUUCUCUUAAACUCUGUCCAACCUCGUACCAAUACAUCUUCUGUAAUUAUCAGCUAUUUCAUUUACUGUGGACUAUGUAUCAAUGCAGACUCAUUCAUAUCAUUCAUAUAAUUUACUUAUUUAUGGUACAGCAUAGCAGUCUUAUUUGCUUCCCAAUUUAAUGCUGUAUCUAAAUGUCCCUGGAUUAGUUUAAUGACCUUUUCUUAUGCAGGGCUACUGAAAGCCUGUCCCAGCAGCUAAAAACCCAAACAAUGGAUGUAAAAGGUUACACUCAACCUUCUUUCCCAGGUUGUAAACAUUAGGAUUUCAUUUGCAAAAAUGUCAUUGAAACAUAUUGAACUUACAUUGCAAGUCUUCCAAAUAUUGUUUUAUCCAUAACUAAAUUAGGAGAUCCUGUUUUUAGUUGGUCAUAGGUUGCUAUUGCUGCACAAGAGACAUAACACAGAGGAGAGUAGUGUGUAAAGUGUCUCCUGAGCAAAACAUGUAGGGCAGGCACUGGUCAGCAAAGAUAAACUUACAUUUUCCAUUGGAUAUUGUACAUGGCCUUUUCAGCUGGAUGGUUCAUACCCUUUGGAUCAUUGCUGCAAUGGUUUCGGAGAUUGAGUCAUUAAAUAUUAACAAUGUG